This is a messenger RNA of Moneuplotes crassus, 857 nucleotides long. The record is from the annotation of a GenBank genome assembly. Lineage: Eukaryota; Ciliophora; Spirotrichea; Euplotida; Euplotidae.
GGAGGAGCACAUCUGAGAUUCCAUGCUAAAAAUAGCCCAUGCUGCCAAUAUUAGCACUCGAACAGUAAAAACAGAAUCAGGCAAUGAGCUUGAAUUAAAGUACUUUGAUUACAAAUCCACUGGGUUUUCACCCUCAGAAACAGAUCUAAAAAAAGACUGUAUUGUCUCUGGAGAGUAUGAAGGUGGCCUUGAACUUUGGGAAGGAAAUGUUUGUCUCAUCAAGCAUCUACUUGAUACACAAAGUCAGUACUCCAACUCUGAAGAUCUCAGAGUGCUUGAUGUUGGGUGUGGGCAAGGCCAAGCAGGAGCAAUUCUACUAUCUGCAGGAGCUCAAGUGACAUUUCAAGAUUUCAAUAAGAACGUGAUUAGCGAUAUCACUCCUCUCUGCGUGAACGCAAAUCUAGAAACAUGGCAAAGCUCAUCCUCAAACAAGAAAGCACACUAUAUUUAUGGUGAUUGGGAGGAGCUCACAAAAGAAUGUUCUGGAGAAGAAAUUGAUAGAUAUGACCUUAUACUCACAGCUGACACUGUCUACAAUAAAAGCUAUUACCAAAAACUCUAUGAAUAUAUAAGAAUCAAUCUUAAAGAAAGCGGAACCUGACUCUGCUCUUGCCAAGCAUAUUACUACGGAUGAGGAGGUGGUGAGCAAGAAUACAUUGACUUCAGCGAUAAAUUUAAUGAGUUCGACAUCACCAAACUCCAAGAGUUCGAAGAUAACAACAGUAUCAAAAGAUGCGUCCUUGGCAUUAAAUGGAAGCCUGAAUCAUACACCACAAGUAAAGAAGUACCUCCUCCUCAAGAAGCAGAGACUGAAAAUUUCUUAUCAUUUUAGCAACAUCACAAAGAUUCAAUUCCAA